GUGUGUGUCUGUGGUGUGUGUGAGUGUGUGAGCUGAGGUGUGUUGAGUCACGGGACUGUCCGCUCUGUCAUAAAGUCGUAAACUCCAGUGGAAAUGAGCACUUCCCCAAUCAGAGACAGCAUUCAGCGUUCAGAACAACACACCCUCGCUCAGCUCACACACUUGCUGCUCCUAUCACACACUGUACACACACACACACACACACACACACACACACACACACACAACAGCCUUCUCACACACUCGUUUGUCAGACUCAGGUGCUCUAUGGGGGAGAAGGAGUUCAUCAGCGUUUGGGUUCGGGACCCUCGCAUCUGCAAAGAGGACUUCUGGCACGCUUACAUGGACUAUGAGAUCUGUAUACACACCAACAGCUUGGCGUUUAACAGGAAGAGCUCGUGUGUGAGGAGGAGAUUUAGCGAGUUUGUUUGGCUCAGACAGAAACUCCAGGAGAACACACUACUGCUUGUAAAUCUUCCUCAGUUACCUCCAAAGAACCCCUUUUUCAGUUUGAAUAACGGACAGCAGAUAAACACACGCAUGAAGGGCCUGCAGCAGUUCCUACAGACGGUGGUGCUGAAUCCCCUGCUGCUGUCGGACAGCUGUCUGCACCUCUUCCUCCAAUCACAGCUCAGCGUGCCGCACAUGGAGGCGUGUGCGGAGGGAAGGGGCGGAGUCACCGUGACACAGGCUAUUCACAGCUCCGCCCUCUCCAGGCUGCGCUUUGGGCCCGAGCAAGAGGAGGACCUGAGAGAAGACCACCAAGAGCAAGAAGAGGACCUGAGAGAAGACCACCAAGAGCAAGAAGAGGACCUGAAAGAAGACCACCUGGUGAUAGGACGAUCUGAGAGAGAACCAGCGGGAGUGGUUGCAUCAGAUGUGGAGUAACCAAGGGGCCUGUGGAGCCAACACACACUCUCCCUCUCUCUCUCUCACUCCCUCUCUCUCUCUCUCUCCCUCUCUCUCUCUCUCUCUCCCUCUCUCUCUCUCUCCCUUCCUCUCUUUGUCAAGAGGCAAAACAGCAGCUGACACUAGCCAACACACACACACACACACACACACACACAAACACACACACAAACACAAACACACACACACACACCUCAGACGCAGCCUGAUGUAAAUCUCAGUGAGUUGUUACAGUAUAAGAAUAUAGUGAGUGCCUUAACCAACUAACGCAGAGCCAAUAACUCUGCUUAUGCACUAUGAUGUGUGCUUAUGGGGGGCUUUUUCCGUAAGUAAUCUCACUCCAUAUUUCCAACAAUUAUGACAACUGCACCACACACACACCUGAUAAUGAUCCUGAAAGCCUUGUUCACCUCUUACAUGUAAUGUGAUGUCUGUAAAACCCAAUGGAUUCUG
Messenger RNA from Alosa sapidissima (American shad), 1362 nucleotides. RefSeq names its product sorting nexin 10b (gene snx10b). Lineage: Eukaryota; Metazoa; Chordata; Actinopteri; Clupeiformes; Clupeidae. Bases 94 to 888 code for a protein of 264 amino acids. The record is from RefSeq and is a predicted model, not a curated record. Gene Ontology annotation, biological process: intracellular protein transport. The transcript has 4 exons. Gene Ontology annotation, molecular function: phosphatidylinositol binding.